AUGACUAUUACUAAUGAUACAUCAUAUGAUCAAUUUUUAAGUAAAUUGAAUUUACCACCAGAAACUGAAAAACAUAUAUCAAAUUUUAUAUUUGUUAUACCCAUGGUUAUUGUAUUUGGACUUUUUGCAAUAAUUUCAUUAUAUGGAUGCUAUUUAGUAUUAUUAUAUAUGAUUUAUGGACCUGAAAAUUUGAAAAAGAGUUAUAUGAAACAAGAUGAUAUUGAAUCACAAUUACCUAAACAGGAGACUUUGGAGGACAAAGUUAGGAAAUUACAAGCUAAAAGGUCACAAAUUAAAGCUGAUGAAGCUAUAAGAUAUCCAGAACCAGCAUUAAGUGAUGAUAAUACUUUAGUUGUUGAAAAUGGAAGUCAAAGUGAUCAAAGUGAACAUCAAAGUGAUGAUCAAAGUAAUGAUACAAUGGUUGAAUUACCAUCUCAACAAGACCCAACAAUUGAAUAUGGGAUUUUAAAAGUUUGGUGGUGUUUCCAAAGAGAGAAUAGAUGGAUGGUUUUAACUAAAAAUGGAUGGAAAAGGAUAUGGAAAAGGACGAAAAUAAUUGGUAUAUCUACAUGGGACUUGAUUAGAUCUCUUCCCAAACCUUUUUAUGGAUACUUUACCAGAUAA
Messenger RNA from Hansenula ciferrii, 624 nucleotides. RefSeq lists its product as uncharacterized. The transcript has a single exon. The record is from RefSeq and is a predicted model, not a curated record. The coding region runs from base 1 to 624 and encodes 207 amino acids. Lineage: Eukaryota; Fungi; Ascomycota; Saccharomycetes; Phaffomycetales; Wickerhamomycetaceae.